AUGGCGACUCCCCAGCACGAGAAGCCCGCCGUGGUGUGUGUUUUCUGUGGCUCCGUAGCCGGCAAUGACCCCGCUCACAUGGAGACUGCCCGCGCUCUGGCGCGCGACUUCCACCGGAACAACGUCCACCUUGUCUACGGCGGCGGGACGCGGGGCCUGAUGGGCGAGGUGGCGCGGACGCUGGUGUCGCUCUCGGGCCCGCAGGCCGUGCACGGCGUCAUUCCACGAGCGCUGGUGCGUGUCGAGGAAGGAUACGACCAGAAGAAGAGCGACGAUGCGACGACGAUGACCGGCGGCAAGGAGGCCGAGCGGGUGCUCACGGGCUCGGAGUCGUCGCUACAGGAGUCCGAGUUCGGCAUCACGACGAUCGUCGCCGACAUGCACACGCGCAAGCGCCUGAUGGCGACCAAGGUGCGCGAGGGAGGUCCCGGGUCCGGCUUCGUCUCGCUGGCCGGCGGCUUCGGCACUAUCGAGGAGGUGAUGGAGAUGACCACUUGGAACCAGCUCGGCAUUCACCAGAUGCCGGUCGUCUUGCUCAACAUCAACGGGUACUGGGACGGCUUGCUGACCUGGGUCAAGAACGCCGUCCGCGAGGGCUACAUUGGGGAGGCGAACGGUGAUAUCCUGGUCGAGGCGAAGACCGUCGCCGAGGUGUGGCCGCGACUGAUUGGGUACCAGGUCAGCAAUGGCAGGAUGCAGCUGGACUGGACCGAUGAGUGA
Aspergillus steynii IBT 23096 is the source of this 720-nucleotide messenger RNA. Its product is annotated as LOG family protein. Gene Ontology annotation, molecular function: hydrolase activity, hydrolyzing N-glycosyl compounds. The transcript has 2 exons. The record is from RefSeq and is a predicted model, not a curated record. Lineage: Eukaryota; Fungi; Ascomycota; Eurotiomycetes; Eurotiales; Aspergillaceae. Gene Ontology annotation, biological process: cytokinin biosynthetic process. Gene Ontology annotation, cellular component: cytosol. The coding region runs from base 1 to 720 and encodes 239 amino acids.